AUGCCGUGUCCUCACGCCCAUGAACCCUGGCUGAGCCGGCUGUCACUUUACUGGAGCUCACGCCGCUUCUGAAAGCCGAUGUCGCAGGAGCGGCCCGGGAGUCAUGAAGAAGAUGACAGGAAGGUAAGGAGGAGAGAGAAAAAUCGAGUUGCUGCACAGAGGAGCCGGAAGAAGCAAACUCAGAAAGCAGAUAAACUUCACGAGGAAUAUGAGUCUCUUGAGCAAGAAAAUACCUCCCUGAAAAGAGAAAUCGGAAAGCUAACAGAUGAAAUGAAACAUUUGAGUGAAGUGUUGAAGGAUCAUGAAAAGAUCUGUCCGCUAUUGCACUGCACCAUGAACUUUGUGACCGUACCAAGGCCUGAUGCACUCACCAGCUGCCUGCCAAGAUGAGACGUCUCCUCGAUUGCCUUUAAAUGUGAUGUGUGAAAGUGCCAUUAACAGGGGAGAUUUGAAGAACUGCCUACUUGUGGUGCAGGUCUUCCAUCGAAGAGGACUGGACUUGACCAUGCAGCUCUUUUCCACAUUGAAGUGUUACAGUCUUCCGAAUCUCAGGAAAACACCAGUAUGGAAAAAAGACAACUCAAACUGUGACUUCUUAUUUGGUAGAAUCUUCGAGCCAUGGGUUUGCAUUCAGAAAUGUCAAAGUGCGGUGCAGCUCACCAUCACACAAUGGAAUGUAGACAGGGAAAAGUACCGACCUUGGGCUGGGAUGCCUUUCUCCCACACGUCCACUGCCAAUAACCCUUUGUCACUUGUCAUCCAUGUAUAUCAUGUUCUGGCUGCUGUUUUUUUUUCUCUAAACAGGUUUGGUUAAUAAAAGCGAUGUCCCAUCUUUA
Molecule: messenger RNA, 836 nt
Organism: Gymnogyps californianus (California condor)
Lineage: Eukaryota; Metazoa; Chordata; Aves; Accipitriformes; Cathartidae
Gene: BATF3
Product: basic leucine zipper ATF-like transcription factor 3
Exons: 3
Biological process (GO): regulation of transcription by RNA polymerase II
Cellular component (GO): nucleus
Molecular function (GO): DNA-binding transcription factor activity, RNA polymerase II-specific; RNA polymerase II cis-regulatory region sequence-specific DNA binding
Source: RefSeq, a predicted model, not a curated record